This is a messenger RNA of Bursaphelenchus xylophilus (pine wood nematode), 5263 nucleotides long. The record is from the annotation of a GenBank genome assembly. Lineage: Eukaryota; Metazoa; Nematoda; Chromadorea; Rhabditida; Aphelenchoididae.
AUGGCCAGCCCUCGUACUAGACGUGUACUCAAGGAUUUGCGACCAACAAAUGAGAAUAAUGUAAUUAGUGGUCAUCUAAAACCUUAUGUUUGACGUCAUUUUUUUAGACAUGCUUCGAAUGUGGCGCAGGUUGUCCACAGUGGGCCUCGGUCUCAUAUGGCAUUUGGAUUUGCCUUGAAUGCUCAGGAAAACAUCGAUCAUUAGGUGUGCAUCUCAGGUUAGUGUAAUGUAGACUAAUUAUUGAACUUGGCCUUAAGUUUCGUCCGAUCGAUAACAAUGGACAAAUGGAAGGAUUUAGAAUUGGCCAAGAUGAGAGUGGGAGGAAACAAGCACGCGAGGGAGUUCUUUGAAGCGCAAGACGACUAUAGUCCGACUUGGAACAUCCAUGAUAAGUACAACUCCAAAGCUGCGGCGUUGCUACGAGAUAAGGUAAGAAAUUUGAAGAUUGCAGUUUCACAGUUUGAUUUUGUUUAGAUCAGUUGCGAAGCCGAGGGAAAGACCUGGUCGUAUGAAACAUCAUCAGCCAAGAAUUACAAAGCUCCUCUGGCCAGCCAUUCUUCGUCAAGUUCGCUUAAAGCUAACCAAAGUGGUAACAACCUCAGUUCGUACUAUGGCGGAGGCACUGACAGUGGUUUCCAGAACAGCGGGUCUAAUUGGAGUGCCCAACAAGGGUAAGAUCUCUUUAUUUUUUUAUUUUGUUCUUAUUUUAGUGCCGACUCACGGUUUCAAGGCUUUGGCAACCCCAAUUAUCAAUCGCAGCCAAAGAGAGAUGACGAUUUCCUAGCCGGAGCAAUGUCUUCCAUCAGUAUGGGAUGGUCAAUGUUGAGUAAAGGGGCCUCCAGCGCUGCUGAAGUGGCGAAAGAUCUGACUUCGCAAGCUGGCCAAAAGGCGGCUGAGUUGACCGCCGAUAAAGAUGGAAGUAUAUUCUCGUCGUUGGCUUCAAAGGCAUCAGAAGUUGGGAAGAAUUCAUGGGGAGGUCUGUCGAAUUUUGUGAAAUCCCCGUCUCUGCAAGGAUUCGCCGGUGGAUUCUCGAAGAAGUAAGUGCAUUUCUUUCAGAAUUUUGGUUUUAAUGAUAUUUAUUGAACUUUCUAUGAUAUUGUUUUAGUCAAUAUGAAGAUCUCGGGACACCAACCAAUGAAAAACGACCCGAAUUUCCGUCGAAUAACGCCUUUGGAGGGUAUAAUCAGGAAUACCAGAGUUAUAAUUCGGAUGCUAAUGCGUGGGUUGAAUGUUUGUUGUAUUAUUUUGUAUUUAGUGAUGCUUUUUAUGACGCGCCAGCUCCGGAAGAACCCAAAAAGUCUCCCAGGCCGAAGAAAGGUGAGCAAAAAGUCGAAGGUAUUUGGAAUCGAUAUUUUUAGCCCGUUCACCCAAGCCAGAGGCAGAAUUCAGCGCUCCAAAAACUGCUCAAGCUCGGGCUGCUGGCAAAAUCAAAAAACCCGAGCCAGACUCGCUAAUUUCAUUCGAAUCCGAUGUAAAAACAACCAAAGUCAAGAAAGUGGAGAAGAAGGAAGCUGAUGAUGAUGCUUGGGACUUACUAAACCAGUAGAACAUCAAACGGCCCAGUGAUAAUUAUGUUGUCUGUCUUGUCUAAGCUUAAUUAUUGAAAAUAUUGUCUACAUUAUCGAGCUAGGCUGAUUGAGCCCAUGUGUAAGCAAGGACAGGGACUUGAGCUUGCCUAAGAGUGCCUAUUCCAUGUCUAUCACAUUCAUCCCUGUAUUUUUAUAUUGUCUCAUUUAGAUACCUAGUGUAAGGUAAGAUUCCAGGAAUUCUGGUGCAAUUUUAAGGGAGAGGAAGUAAUUAUUAAUGAGGAAUAGUUUCUAUGAGAAGUUGACUUUGUGUUGUGCUCGUACGGGCCCUUUAUAGAUAUUUCUUUCAGUUAAAAUAUGAGUUUAUAUUAACCUUGUUCUAGAGAUUUAGAGAAUAUCUUUUCGAAUUAAUAACCUAUCCUUAUUGGCAAGCAAAUUCCACAUCCCAUGAACAUUCUGUCGUCUUCAUAAGCCUAUCAUAAACUUAACUUAUCAAUUUUCGAAGGGAAUAAAUACAUUUCUGAUAAUAGAUUUCAUAUGACAUACGUCAUGAUAAGGAUAAGAAGGACAAAGAGAAGGAACGGCUUAAAAAUUUUAUUGUUUCUCCUUUUGCGUGCACCUGAUAUUACAGAAUCAUUUUCGACAGAAAGGGAAAACAUUACGGGCUCGCGGGCUUUUGGCAUUCGUUUUUAAUUUUUGGCAUUCUGUUUCAAGUAAGAAUUUCGCAAAUUCCGAAAUCGCCAAGGAUUUUUGAGCAAAUUCUAUCAGCUAGCUCUGCACGCAGGUAAAAUAAUUGUUCCUUUUGCCAGACAUUAUUAACAUCAUCUGCAGUCUGGUUUCUAGUCGAUUUUCUGAUGAAACAUUGUCUUAUUACUUGUUUUCCCAACGAAAUUUGUGGGAAGUAAGUCUCGUGAACAAUCCUUUUUUAUGCUCGAGCCCGUGAACCCAUAAUCUUCUAGGAAUUGUUUUUGUCGCUGCGGUCUCAAACAAGGUGUAUGUAUGUUUUGCAGGUUUAAAUUUUUUUCGGAUGCCAUACAAGAUUUGCAUAAAUAUUUGUAGGAAUCGCUUGUCGAAGCUCAGGUUUUGUAGGGUUUUGCUAUUUUUUUGAAAUCUACGUGGUGCAAUUGUUUCUGCCAUCAUCUAGAGUAGAGUAUGAGAUUGUUUGAAUAUGAGUUUACCUUCUCCAUUAAAUAAGUCCCCAUAAAAUAAUAUUUUUGGUCUCUAGUCCGCGAUAUCCGACAUGAUCUGUUCUUUAAAGUUUAUUUUACAACUCACAACUUUUAUUCAAACCGUUUUCAGUUCAUCCAGCUGCUCGACUCUCUCAGUGCAACCCUUCACCGCCCAAUCACAACCUCGCCCAACGUUGCCGCAGGGUUUCCCGGAUUUGUUUUUGUGUGUGCAGCUGAUCGAAUAGCAGAGGGACGGAAAAGGGGGUAAGCUGUUCCUAACGUUUUCGAAAUUUGGGAUGGCACUAUCUGACAUUGGUACUGGCCGGGGUUAAAGUAUUACUAUUUAAAGCUGAAAUGUUUGUCUUUACGUAGUCAUUGUUGUAUUUUCAACUGAAAUGACCUGUAAGCAACAUUCAAAGAGUAUUUAAAACAUUUUCUACUAAAGGCUGGAUACAUUUUGUCACGAUUUUCUACACUGAUACCUAAGAUAAUAUAAAAUUUCCUUCAAAUUACGAAGAUGCCUCCUCAGACCUGGAGCAGACGUCGUUAUCACAAUAUUUACAGUGUUUUUAUGGACUUCGAGUGUGAUAUUCAUCCCACGGCCUCCAACAUUGACACCUUCCUUCAAUCUGCAUUGGUCUUUGACAACGGAGAUCAUAAACUGGAAGAAGAAGUUCAAGAGGAGUGUUCAGAGCUUCCAUCCGUUAUCCGUAGAGUCAACGUCGUGGCUAAGAUUGCGUUUUCCAGAGAGGAUAUCCGAGAAUUAACUUUGAGUCAAGUGUUUAUUGAGUAAGUUUGUUACACUAGAUGCCAACAUAAAAUUAUGUGGAAUAGCAUAUAUAAUUUUAGUGAUUGUGACCUCUACAACCUCUGUCUAAAAGAACGAAACGUCCCGACACGUGUAAGACCAUCGGAACAGAGUGUAAAUCGCUUCAAAGACUGGGUUUACUAUACGAACUUCGCCGGAAUCCAGAACCCGUUUAUUCCUGAUUCCGAAGAGUCUGAGGACGGUAAGUGGAAUUGAUAAAAAUUGGAAUCUUCUUAAUUCAGAGUACGCAUCAGUCAUGAAGGAAAUGAAUUUGCCUGUCAGUUUUGGUGGAGAUCUUGGAAAGAGUAAAAAGAAUAUCAAAAAUCGGGUCAAGAACUUUUUAAUCGAGGUAAAUCUUGUUUUUCUAUUGUCCGAAAAUCUAUUUCGAGCCUUAUUUUGCUUUAGUGCCCGGUUUCAUCGCAAAAUUUAUAUUCAUCCCUAUUGUUUUCAGGCCGAAGCCUCCGGAUUUGUCCCCGGAUUUAAUCCAGAAGAAGCCCCUAACAGCCUGAAACGAUCAGAUAUCAAAGGAAUAGAAUCUAAGAACUUCAGAGUCGGCCCAGUCCCUCGCUAUCGAUUUGAACCAUUAUUCGAUGAGGAAACGAAGAAGCCUGAAGAAGAGACCAGUGAAUCCUUCUAUGAUUGUGUUGAGGAGCCAAAAGUUAAUACCGAGACUCCAAAAUCAAAUCAUAUAUUGGACAAGGCUUUUGUUCAAUGCCACAAAGACUUUGAUUUUGGGUUUGAUAAGGUGAAAGAUGCUGAAUUAAUCGCUGCAAAUCAAGAGGAAAAGUGUAAAAAAGAUAGAGUAAGAGGAAUUAUGUAUGUUUGAGACGCAUAGAUUUUGUUUCAGCCAUCUCCCCUUUGAUUUGUCGAUUUCCUUACCUGAUUUUACGUUCCAGGAGCUCCAGAAAUAUUGGUUCCAAAGGUAUCGAUUAUUUUCACUUAUGGAUCAUGGAAUUUUGAUGGACAGAGAAGGCUGGUUCAGUGUGACGCCAGAGAGAAUCGCCGAGAAUAUUGCUCGGAGGAUGGUCAGGAAUCCGGGCGAUAUUAUACUUGACGCCUUUACCGGAGUCGGAGGAAAUGCAAUUCAAUUCGCAAGACAUGGCGCUUAUGGUAGGGAAUGCCGAAUUUAGUUGACUUGAGGGUUAUUAGUUCUAAAAUUUGUCAGUUUUCAGUCUAUGCCAUUGAUUUGGACCCGGUUCGGCUAAAAUGUGCCCGAAGAAACGCGGAGAUCUAUGGAGUCGCGGAUUACAUCACAUUCAUCUGCGGAGACUUCUUUGAUAUCGCCAAUUCUUUCCUAGGAAGUCGAGGUAAAUGCGAAGACGAUGACUCGGAGGUCCCUCGACCAGAUGAGAGUCCUUACGGAAUAUCCGCCGUCUUUUUAUCUCCACCAUGGGGAGGGCCAAGUUAUGAGGCCAAAACGUUCGACAUAAAAACCUCAAUGGGAGGCCUGGAUGGAGUCAGGAUAUUUCGAUUGGCUGAGAAGUUGUCCCCCAAUAUCGGAUACUUUUUGCCAAGAAAUUCGCCGGUUGAUCAGGUAAGAAUUUAUAUUUUGGUAGACCAACUCAACGAUAUGAUCGGGAAAUGUUGUUUUUGGAUGAGAUAGUGGUAAUAGAAGGUGUAAUAUUGACUGUAAUGGACUCUAGAUUGUCUCCCUGGCCAAUAAUUUCAAGAAGGUGGACAUUGAACAGAGCUUCCUAAACAGCAAAAGCAAGGCCAUCACUGCCUAUUACGGUGCCCUCGCCGAGCCCCCAGCCCUGUAA